AUGACUACCAUAUUCUAUGACAUGAUGCAUAAACAGAUUGAAGUGUACGUUGAUGAUGUGAUCAUCAAGUCCAGAACACAAGAUGACCAUGUGCAAGACUUGAAAAUGUUCUUUGAAUGGCUACGAAGGUACAAUCUCAAACUCAAUCCCGCCAAAUGCGCAUUUGGAGUUCCUUCUAGGAAGCUUUUGGGUUUUAUAGUUAGCCGAAGAGGCAUUGAGUUAGAUCCCUCCAAGAUAAAGACCAUUCGAGAGCUGCCUCCCCCGACGAACAAAACAGAAGUCAUGAGUUUACUCGGGAGGUUGAACUACAUCAGCAGGUUCAUCGCGCAACUUACAACCACAAGUGAGCCCAUUUUCAAGUUGUUAAAAAAGAACGCCGCUAUCAAGUGGACAGAUGAGUGCCAAGAAGAUUUUGAUAAGAUCAAGGAAUAUUUGUCAAAUCCCCCUGUUUUGGUCCUGCCGAAACCUGGUAGGCCUCUGUUUUUAUAUCUGUCAAUAAUGGAUAGUUCCUUUGGUUGUGUUCUUGGUCAACAUGAUGCCACGGGCAAAAAGGAACAAGCAAUAUACUAUUUGAGGAAAAAGUUCACCACUUAUGAGGCCAAAUACACUCUUUUAGAAAGGACAUGUUGCGCCUUAACCUGGGUCGCCCAGAAGCUUAGGCAUUAUCUUUUGGCCUAUACAACUUACCUCAUAUCCCGAAUGGAUCCCCUGAAGUACAUCUUUCAGAAGCCGAUGCCAAUUGGCAGAUUGGCAAAGUGGCAAAUCUUGCUCAUAGAGUUUGAUAUUGUUUAUGCCACUCGUACUGCCAUGAAGGCGCAAGCGUUGGCUGAUCAUCUAGAUGAAAACCCAGUUGAUGAUGAGUAUGAAUCUUUGAACACAUACUUCCCAGAUGAGGAGGUUAAUUUAGUUGAAGAAGCAGUCCAAGAUGAUAGUCAAGUUUGGAAACUAUACUUUGAUGGGGCUGUCAAUAUCAAAGGCGUAGGGAUUGGGGCAAUUCUUGUAUCACCUACUGGGCAACAUUACCCUGCCACGGCGCGACUCCGUUUCUUCUGUACAAACUACAUGACAGAAUAUGAAGCUUGCAUCAUGGGUCUGAAUAUGGCAAUAAACCUAAAUGUGCAUGAACUGUUGGUGAUGGUAGAUUUAGAUUUGCUUAUUCGGCAGGCUCAAGGUGAUUGGGAGACUCGAGACAUCAAGCUCAUUCCAUAUAGACAAUGUGUGGAAGAUCUUAGCAAGAGGUUCAAGUCCGAGUUCAGGUACAUUCCCAGGUUUCACAAUGAAUUAGCUGAUGCCUUGGCCACCCUGGCCUCCAUGCUUCCAUAUCCGGGUAAUACUCACAUUGACCUAUUAGAAAUUCAAAUUCAGGAUCAACAUGGUUAUUGCAAUACAAUUGAAGCAGAACUAGACGGUAAACCAUGGUACCGUGAUAUUAAACAGUUUUUGAAAAUAAGAGAAUAUCCGGAACAUGCUAAUAGGGAUCAAAAUAGAACUAUUAGGCAACUCUCUAAUGGUUUCUUUUUGAGUGGGGAAAUCCUAUACAAAAGGACUCUGGAUUUGAAUUUGUUGAGAUGUGUGGAUGCCAAAGAAGCUGAAAUAAUUAUGAAUGAAGUGCAUUCAGGAGUGGAAGCUAUUACACUGAAAGCAUUUACCAAGAAAGCAGUAGUAGACUUUGUUCACUCCAACAUCAUCUGUCAUUUCGGUAUUCCAAAAAUUAUUAUCACGGAUAAUACUGCUAAUUUGAAUAGUCAUCUGAUGAAGGAGUCUUGUUGGUUUUUCUGCAAUGCAUGGAUUGGAUGUGCAAGAAAUAAGAUUCCAUCCCUCGCCAGAGAAAGUGGAACGUUUGAUCUCAAUACCAUCCGCAACCAGCUUUGA
Messenger RNA from Nicotiana attenuata, 1872 nucleotides. RefSeq lists its product as uncharacterized. Gene Ontology annotation, molecular function: RNA-DNA hybrid ribonuclease activity; nucleic acid binding. The transcript is spliced from 3 exons. Lineage: Eukaryota; Viridiplantae; Streptophyta; Magnoliopsida; Solanales; Solanaceae. The record is from RefSeq and is a predicted model, not a curated record. The coding region runs from base 1 to 1872 and encodes 623 amino acids.